GCGACUGGGGUCGGGGCGCCCUCACGGGCCGGGGCCGGGGCUGGGGUGCCCUCAUGAACCGGGACCGGGGUCGGGGCCGGGGUGCCCUCAGGGGCCGGAGCUGGCGCUGGGGCGGCUGCCCUCACGGGCCGGGGCCGGGGCUCGGCAGCCGCCGCCAGCAGAUCCUCUUCCGGCCGCUCCAGCCUCCGUCUCUGUGGUUGUUCCUCCCGCUCCUCCCUACGGGGCGGCGGCGAUGGCGGAGCCGGGGAGAGCCGGCGGGAGCCCCGAGCCCCCCGUGCAGGUGUCUAUCAUUUUGCCUGUCCACAACAGUGAACGCUGGUUAGAUCAAUGCCUGAAGUCAGUUUGGGAACAAGAUUUUGAAGGAACCAUGGAGCUGUCAAUUUUUAAUGAUGCCAGUAAGGAUGGUUCAGCUGAAAUAAUUGAGAAAUGGAAGAUCAAGUUGGAAGAAGUUGGUGUUUCAGUAAUCAUUGGAACCAACAAUUCCUCCCAGCCUCGAGGUGUUGGAUUUGCUAAAAAUCAAGCAGUAAUUCAGAGCUCAGGAACCUACCUCUGCUUUCUGGAUUCAGAUGAUGUGAUGAUGCCACAGCGGGUUAGGCUGCAGCACGAAGUUGCCAUUCAACACCCAAACAGUAUUAUUGGUUGCCAAGUCAGAAGAGAGCCACUGGACUCCACUGAACGAUACACUCGCUGGAUCAAUAACCUCACCCAGGAGCAGCUUCUUACACAGGUGUUCACCUCCCAUGGGCCUACUGUGAUCAUGCCAACCUGGUUCUGCUCUCGAGAAUGGUUUUUUCAUGUGGGAAGAUUUGAUGAGGGUGGAAAGGGUGUCCCAGAGGAUUUGUUGUUUUUUUAUGAACAUCUCCAGAAGGGUGGUGGAGUCUUUCGAGUGAACCACUGCCUGCUGCUCUACCGGUACCACCCGCAGGCUGCCACUCACUCUGUCCUAGAGGGAACCAUCUGGAAUCACCGAGUCAGGUUUCUUGAGGACAGAGUCCUGAGCUCCUGGACAUCAUUCACCAUUUGGAAUGCUGGCAAACAAGGCAAGAAGCUCUACAGAAGCUUGUCACCAGCUAAUCAGAAAAAGGUAACUGCAUUUUGUGAUGUCGAUGAGAAGAAAAUAACAAAAGGAUUCUACACUUAUGAGGAAUCUGAGGAGAGACCAAAACCAAGAAUUCCUGUGUGUCACUUCAGGGACGCCACCCCGCCCUUGGUGAUCUGUGUGAAGCUGGACUUGACAGGUGGAGCCUUUGAAACAAACCUGGCCACGCUGAACCUGAAGGAAGGGAUGGAUUACUAUCACUUUAACUAAAGCAAGAGGCAGUGCUGCAAGGCUGUGGUCUGCACCACCUCAUGUCAUCAUCUUGCUGCUGAAAUUGAGAAGUUCCUGCCUUUUCCCCUUCCCCAGGAAGGGCAGAGGAGCAGUGGCUGCACAUCUGUGUCUGGAAUGUGGCGCUGCCAGCCUGGAAUGCUCUCUGGAAUGGGGCUGGAAGGGCCUCAGGCAGCAGCUCCAGCCAUCCCACGUGUUCUGCAGCUGGCUGGGAACAUCCUCAGGGACACCUCCAUGAAAAAAGCAGCCCCUGGAGCACAUUCCCA
Messenger RNA from Motacilla alba alba, 1593 nucleotides. RefSeq names its product UDP-GlcNAc:betaGal beta-1,3-N-acetylglucosaminyltransferase like 1 (gene B3GNTL1). The record is from RefSeq and is a predicted model, not a curated record. Lineage: Eukaryota; Metazoa; Chordata; Aves; Passeriformes; Motacillidae. The transcript is spliced from 13 exons. Bases 233 to 1309 code for a protein of 358 amino acids.